Messenger RNA from Mytilus californianus (California mussel), 1009 nucleotides. RefSeq names its product gastrotropin-like. The transcript is spliced from 4 exons. The record is from RefSeq and is a predicted model, not a curated record. NCBI's taxonomy places the organism in Eukaryota, Metazoa, Mollusca, Bivalvia, Mytilida, Mytilidae. Gene Ontology annotation, cellular component: cytosol; nucleus. Gene Ontology annotation, biological process: fatty acid transport. The coding region runs from base 151 to 567 and encodes 138 amino acids. Gene Ontology annotation, molecular function: fatty acid binding.
GUAAUUUUAACCAGACAAGAUAGGUAGAUUUAUAUACACAUAGAGUUCGUUAACACUCGAUAUUUACAUUAAAUAAUACGUUUUAUUGCUGACUGUUGUAGAAUUUGCAGUGUUAGUGUGUAUUUAGGACAGUAAAAAAAAAAUUCAAAUAUGGCUCAAUUUUUAGGAAAAUGGAUAGAAGAUGGAAAUUCAAUAAAAAAUUAUGAUGAAUUUUGUAGAGCAGCGGGUAUACCUGAUGAUAUGAAAGACAAACACAGGGACGCAACAUCAGUUUUGGAAUAUGAACAAGACGGAGAUUACUGGAUCUUAAAGAUGUCAUACAGUGGUUUACCAACGAAAACAUUCAAAUUCCAACCUGGGAAAGAACUGGAGACGACAGGUUACUUUGACGAUGUGCUGAAGCUUAUGGUAACAUUUGAAUCAGACAGCAAAUGUGUGGUCGUUGAGAAAAAUGAAAUGAUGGGUUAUAAGCCAUUCACAGUUACUCGGGAAGUUAAAGGCGAUAUGAUGUUUACAACUGUUGAAAUUAGUGAUGUAAAAAUGACUUCAGAGUUUAAAAGAGGUUGAAAUGGCAGUGGAAUGUUAUUUUACAGUAUUCGGAUAGAGACAAACACCAACGGUUAUAUAUACCUACGAUCUGGACUGGAAAUUAUUUUUGUUCGAAGCACAGAAGAGAAAUGUUUACCGUUUUAGGAAGUUUUUCAUUCAAAUAAUAUUUAACUAUUUUUAGAAGAUUAUUACAUAAUUUAUUUUUUUGCCGAUUUCCGUUGAUGUGAAACAAAAAAUGGUUUACUUCUGAAUGUAAUAGAACAUAACUGUGUGUACUGACAUUCAAGUGUACUUUCUUAAUUAGUUACAUGUUUUGCACUAGCUGAUACUAUUAAGUUUAAUGCGUCAGUUAUCAUUUCUCUGAUGUUUAUAUACUGUCAAGCUUGAAAGAAUUCUAUGUUAACACAUGAUAUUAAGCAUAUGAUUGUCUGCUUUUUUUAAUAAAUUUUGAUAAUUUGAG